Molecule: messenger RNA, 1781 nt
Organism: Gasterosteus aculeatus aculeatus (three-spined stickleback)
Lineage: Eukaryota; Metazoa; Chordata; Actinopteri; Perciformes; Gasterosteidae
Product: dickkopf-related protein 2
Biological process (GO): negative regulation of canonical Wnt signaling pathway; multicellular organism development
Cellular component (GO): extracellular region
Molecular function (GO): receptor antagonist activity; co-receptor binding
Source: RefSeq, a predicted model, not a curated record
CAGGUGGGGGCGCGGGGGGCGCGGGGGGGGGGUAUCGAUGGCGCGCGGGUUGGACCCGGUGCGCGCGCAGCAGAAGCAGGGCAGCCUAUAAAGCGGACCGAGGUCCGGUGUCCAGCUCACCUGUGAUCCCCGACGCCUCACGAGCGGCGCGUUUCUCUUCUCCUGCGCACCUGAGAGUCACCGGAAGUAGCGGAAACACCGCGGGCCGCGUGCACCGGGGAGAGGGGAGCCGGGUCCGAUCCGGACUCACCUGCAACCAGGACUAAAGCGGUCAUGACUCGUCACCUGGUGCUGAUGGUGCAUCUCGUGCUCGUGCUGGCGGCGUGCUCCCGCGGCGCGGCGGCGCGCGUCCGACUCAACUCCAUCCGAACGGUGAUCCUGAGGGAGGCGCACGCGAUGCCGGUGAACAGGAGCGCGUGGGAGCCGAGCGUGGACCUCACGUUCCAUCAGUGCAUGAGCGACCUGGAGUGUAUAGAGGGGAGCUACUGCCACGCCCCCUCCCAAGGCCCCGCCCACCCGCGCUGUCACACCUGCCGCAGGAGGAAGAGGCGUUGCCAUAGGGACGGGAUGUGUUGCCCGGGCAACCGCUGCAGCAACAAUGUGUGUGUCCCCGACGAGGACGCCUUCGUGUCCCAGAGGAUCCCGGACCCAGAAGCAGGGACGAGUCCUCUGUCCAAGAGGAGAGGCUGGAGGACUCGAGGGGGGGCGGAGCCUAAGGAGGCCUCCAGUAAAGGUCAGGUGGGCGACCCGUGCCUCCGCUCGCCGGACUGCUCGCCCGGUUUGUGCUGCGCUCGUCACUUCUGGACCCGCAUCUGCAAAAGCGUGCUGCAGGAGGGACAGGUUUGCACGCGGCGCCGGCGGAACAGCCGCGGCCUGGAGCUCUUCCAGCGCUGCCCCUGUGGCGCCGGACUCAGCUGCCGAGCGCUGAGGGGACGCAACGCCAGGUCCUCGCCGUCCUCGUCGCUGAUGGCCGCGGCCAAGUCCAAGUUCACGGCGUCCUUUUCACGUCACGCCGCGCCGCUCUCCUCGCCAGCGGAGAAGCCGACGCCCUCGAAGGCGAGACUUCACAUGUGCCAGAAGAACUGAGCGGGCGAGAGGAGUGGGGGGGGGGGGACUCUGUGAGAAACCAAACCUGUUCACACCUGUGAGAAGCCCCGCCCCCUCUGGAACCAUGUCAAUGCUAAUGAGCUUUCUGUGGGGCGUGAAACCCUUUGUGGUUGUCUGGUUUCCUCUCGGUGGGGGGGGGGGGGGGGGGACCAACAGGAACCGCUUUGAAGUCCGGUUUGAGACCAACACAAAGUCUGAAUCCACAGAAUCUCAAUGUUAUUAUUUAUUCAGAUUUUCAAAAUAAAAGACAUGUCUGCAAAACCCCCAAACUGCCGUCAGAAGCAACAAUUUCUCCUUGUUUUCUUUAUUUAGAUGUGAGUGUUACCAUUUAAGAUAAAAUCAGAGUUUGUCAUGCAAACUGUAACAGAGGAAACAGCGGAGUCACUUCCUCCGGUUCCACUUUAAAUGUACUUCUUCAUAUGAAGCUCCUCUUCUUCUUCUUCUCCUUCUUCUUCUUCUUCUUCUUCUUCUUCUUCUUCUUCUUCUUCUUCUCCUCCUCCUGCCGACCGGCCGUCAGCAGAAACUCGUCUCAAAUUGUCCACUUGUUAAAAGUUAUUCCUCUUAAAGUUGCUCCCUGCAUAUUUUGUGUGUUUUUUUUAAUUCCACCUCUUAAAGAAGGAAACUUGUUGAAUCACUAAUCUGCAUUUUAAUGAUUAAAAACAUCCGUCAUGUGG